This is a messenger RNA of Drosophila eugracilis, 2054 nucleotides long. It is a transcript of the gene Snx1, whose product is annotated as sorting nexin-2. The record is from RefSeq and is a predicted model, not a curated record. The transcript has 5 exons. Gene Ontology annotation, biological process: early endosome to Golgi transport. The coding region runs from base 94 to 1470 and encodes 458 amino acids. Gene Ontology annotation, cellular component: endosome membrane; endosome. Gene Ontology annotation, molecular function: phosphatidylinositol binding. Lineage: Eukaryota; Metazoa; Arthropoda; Insecta; Diptera; Drosophilidae.
CUGGUCACACUGCUGAGGCGACGGUCGAAACGAGUAAAAAAUUCCGAUAAUUGCAAUUAAUAUAAUUAUAAAAAGAGAAGCAGUAGAGUAAAAAUGGAGGUGGAAAGCCCGGAACACACACGAGAUUUCGCCGAAGUGGAUAUAAACAACGGGGCGGCAUCUGGAUCGGAGGACGAGGAGGAGGAGGUACCUGCGCCGGGAAGCGUAACUCUGGAUCGGAAUGAAAGUGAUCUAUUUGUGUCGGCACUGAGCCCCAGCAGUAUUGGGGAUAUCCACCCGCUGCAAGAGGUCCUAACCGACGAUGGGGACUACUUUAUCAGCAUUGUUGUCUCGGAUCCACAGAAAAUCGGCGAUGGCAUGGGGUCCUAUUUGGCCUACAAGGUGACGACCAAAACGAACAUUCCAAAAUUCAAGCGCAGCGAGUUCAGCACACUUCGUCGCUUCAGUGAUUUUCUCGGGAUUCACGAUCUUCUGGUGGGCAAGUACAUGCGGCAGGGUCGCAUCAUACCGCCAGCGCCUUCUAAGAACAUAAUCGGUAGCACGAAGGUCAAGAUUAGUCCGCAGCAGAGCGAGCCUGGUACUCCCAUGAACCAGGAGUGGGUAGAGAUCCGCAGGGCGGCCCUAGAGCGGUUUGUCCACCGCACCGCCCAGCAUCCGGUGUUGCGUGUUGACCUGGACUUUAUGAACUUUCUGGAGAGCGACCAGGAACUUCCGCGUUCCGUGAACACCUCAGCUCUCAGCGGAGCAGGCGUGAUCCGGCUAUUCAACAAAGUGGGCGAGACAGUGAAUAAGAUUACCUACAAAAUGGACGAGAACGAUCCUUGGUUCGACGACAAGAUCACCGAGGUGGAAAGCCUGGACGCCAAUCUGCAGAAGCUGCACAAUGCCAUGAAAUCAUUGGUCACCUCACGACGGGAGUUGUCGCUGCUCACAGGUUUGGUGGCUAAGUCGGCGGCCAUGCUGAGCACCUGCGAGGAGCACACUGGACUUUCAAGGGCUCUGUCCAACCUGGCGGACGUGGAGGAGAAAAUCGAAUUGCUGCGCUCUGAGCAGGCAAACUCGGACUUCUUCAUUCUGGCAGAGUUCAUCAAGGAUUACUUGGGCCUAUUUGGGGCCAUCAAGUGCAUUUUUCAUGAGCGGGUGAAGGCCUUUCAGAAUUGGCAGUACGCACAAAUGCAGUUGUCCAAGCGACGGGAGAAUCGCGGACGUUUUGAACUGUCCAACAGAGCGGAUAAGCUAGACCAGGCCCAACAGGAAGUGGAUGAGUGGCAAGGAAAGGUGCAGCGCUGUCAGCAGCAAUUCGACGACAUUUCGGCUGAAAUUAAACGUGAAAUGGAGCGCUUUGAAUUGACUAGAGUUAAAGACUUCAAAGUAAACAUUAUCAAGUAUAUAGAAGACCAAAUGGCGCAUCAGCAACAGAUCGUCAGCUAUUGGGAGGCCUUUGCUCCGUAUGCCCGCGAAAUUGUUUAACUUAUAUUCCGAUCAUCGAUGCAUUUCCAGAAACUUUUUGAUUAACUAACAGCUAUGCGCGCUAAGAACUUAUUCAGCGGGACCAAAUUCGUUCUUAAUCUAUCGAUUUGGAGCUACAAUUUCGCCUUGAGCUAUUAUCUUGCAAUUCGCCGCCGAAGCUCGUAUUUUUAUGAAACUGCUUUCGAUUCCUCUCAAGCAUAGAAAAGUUCAACUUUAUCGUUGCAUUCACAAAGCCUAUAUCUCUAUUCAUACACAGUAAAUUUUAUCAAGGCUUUUAUACAUUCACAGAAAGCUGAAAGUUUGCAGCAGACUUCCAGUUCUGCGUAUUCUCAUUCUAAGCAUGUUUUUGGUAUUAUCUAAAACUCGGCAAUGUGGAUCUAGUAGAUAGAUAAAAGUGAAGAAGACUCAUUGGUCAUUUCCAAAUUGAAGUUUGUACCAUUUAACUGGGAAGCGGUUUUCCCGGUUUAUUAUUGGUAUACUUAUGUAUUUAUAUAUAUACAUAUAUAUAUUCCUAUUAAAAGAUUUUGUAUCAUGACAAAGAGAGCAUUUCAACAAAUAAAUUUGUAAAUAUGUAUAGAUGUAAA